CUGGAUUAUGCAACUAUCUGGCGAUAUUUUGGACACGAUGAGCCAACGUCCUAGGUUAAACUCGGUUAAGCUUACCCAAAUGACAAGUAGAAUGAUUCAAUGAAGAAGGCUUCUUCGGUCAAAGGAUAUAUGCAUGAGUCGUGGCUAUAAGUUCUUGUAGUCCCGCUUUUGAUGCCUUUGUUUUGGGGAUUCAGUGUCUCCUGAUACCUGACUCACACAUCACAACAUGACAGAAACAUCCGACCGCAGCAUGGAGGAAAAACCUUCGCCUGUGCAGCACCUGGAGUCAAUUCGCCUGGAAGACGGGAAAAAUGAUGAGCGUCCUGUAUUUGGCAUUGAUGAGGCCCAUCAGAAGAAAGUAAUGCGACGAAUUGACUGGCGCCUUCUACCCGUCCUAGGAAUAAUGUACUCGAUAUCCCUGAUCGAUCGUACCAACCUCGGUCUUGCCUUUGUGGCGGGCAUGGAGGAAGACCUUGGGCUUGAUAUUGGUGCACGGUAUACCAUUAUGGUGAUGGUGUUUUUUGUGGCAUACAUCGUAUUUGAAAUUCCUAGUAAUCUUAUUCUCCCCAAAGCCGGGGCGGCUAAUUGGCUUGCUUUUCUCGGCAUAGGUUUCGGGGCGAUACUGAUCGGAAUGGGGUUCACGUAUAACUGGAAAACAAUGACAGUUUGUCGAGCUCUCCUUGGGACCAUGGAGGCUGGAUUUAUGCCAGGGUGCACCUACUUGAUUACCUGCUGGUAUAAACGGUUCGAGGUUGGCAAAAGACUGGCGACAUUCUGGUUGAUGUCGGUGGUUUUGAACGCCUUUGCGGCCAUCUUUGCUUAUGCAUUGACCCUGUUGAAGGGGACUCAUGGUCUCAAUGGAUGGAGAUGGAUCUUUAUUGUCGAGGGCGCAAUCACAGUCGGAGUGUGUGCUAUUGGAUGGUUCAUUAUCAUUGAUUUUCCAACCAAAGCAGACGGCUUCUUGUCGCCCGAAGAGAAGCAGUUUGUUAUCGAUCGGAUCAACUAUGACCGUGGAGAUGCAGAAGAGGAUCCAUUGACUGCGGCAAAGAUACUGCACCAUCUCAAGGACUGGAAGCUCUAUUUCUGGGCGUUUAACCUUAUGGCGUCAACGCUCCCUGGAUAUGCAUACAGCUACUUCAAGACAAUUAUCCUAACUGGAAUGGGAUUCACAGGGACGGAGAGCCAGCUUCUCAGUGCCCCACCGUAUAUCCUUGCGGCCGCCGUCACCUACAUCUCGGGCUGGCUGACGGAUCGAUAUCAGAUCCGAGGCCCUGUGAUUGCUGUACAUCAAGUGCUUACAGCGGCUGGUAUGCUGGUCACAGCGUAUGCCAAAUCAAACGCGGCGCGAUAUUUUGGGGUUUUCCUGGGCGUGGGAUUCCUGCAGUUCUGCAUCCCAGGGGUACUUGCGUACCAGGCAAACAACAUCACCUCACACUCAAAACGCGCUGUGGCAUCCGCGACUUGUUUAAUUGGCGGAGGGGUUGGUGGGAUCAUUGCGAGCGUGACUUUCAAGUCGGAUGAGAGUCCAUACUACACGACGGGGAUCUGGGUGACGUUUGGAGUAACGAUGGUCAGCGUCGUGAUGACGGCAAUGAUGGACAUGUAUUUCUGGAAGAAGAACAAGAGGGCGCGAGAGACAGGAGAGCAGAUGGAAGGGAUGGAUAACUGGUACUACACCCUAUAGGUUGUUUGAGAGAGCAGACCCAAUGGAUUGUGGUCCACUGCUCUUUGUUCUCUGAGACGGUGCCAAGGCGCCUAUCCAUUUUGGGACAUUGCGUCACUUGGGCCAGUUGCUGUGCCGCCAGGAACCAACUCUUCGAUAAACAUGGAUCCAAGACAAGAUUAAUAUAACAAUUUAUCCUAUACUUCCGGUU
Molecule: messenger RNA, 1874 nt
Organism: Aspergillus versicolor CBS 583.65
Lineage: Eukaryota; Fungi; Ascomycota; Eurotiomycetes; Eurotiales; Aspergillaceae
Exons: 8
Coding region: 227-1684 (485 amino acids)
Biological process (GO): transmembrane transport
Cellular component (GO): membrane
Molecular function (GO): transmembrane transporter activity
Source: RefSeq, a predicted model, not a curated record